AUGGCCAAAUCCGCAAGACGAUCAGCCAAGGGUAAAGCCCCGGCUACCUCUAUACAAUCCUCCGGGAGUUCAACCCCCAGCUCCCAAUCCGGACCGCUCCCGCCAUUUACGCUGGCGCCAGAACGCUUGACGCCAUUCCUCAAGCUCCUCUCCCCGAAGGAGGUAUAUCUCGUGCACAUCGACUCCUCCGCGCUCGACCUCAAGACACAAACCUUCAUCAUCCCCGCCGUAACUAACGCCCUCAUUAUCGCCCUCAUCGCCUACCGCGUCUACGUAGGUCGGACAAUGUACCCCGAGCUCCUGGCCACCGUCCUCGGCCUCACAAGCUCCACGAACCUCGACACCUCGUCCUUCUCCUUUGCCGAGCUGGCCACCCUCAUCCUCCGCCGCGCCCUCCCAGUCCUAUUCGACUACUUCUUGGUGGUCACCUUCCUCCCCUGGCCGCUCCAUUUCUUCAAUGGCCCCCUCCAAUGGCGGCGCCGCGUCGGCUUCUGCAACGCAGAAAUCAUCGUCCGCCGCAGCCAGUCCGCGCUAAGCGAGACCCUCGAGCGCAACCGCUGGAUCCGCGAAGACGAAGAAAUGCGCGAUAAGAUCGUCGCAGCAGUGACACCCGACCGCCUUGCUAAGACAGGCUACCUUCUAGUCGACGCAGACUGGGACCUAGACUACGACGCCAUGAUCAAGGCUCACGAGCUCGCCGACACCAAGAACCCUAACUCACUACCCCUCGACGAGUUCCGCACCGCUGUUCUUGUUAACACAGACACUGAUGGGUGGAUCAUCUGGCAUGUCGGCGACGAAGAUACCGAGGAGGGACGCACCCGCUCUAAGCAGCGCGAUCAGAUCCUCGCCUUUAAGGACAAACUCAGUGACAUGGGUCAUGAGGAGCUCUUCUUCCGGUGGGUUGAGCUUAUUCAGUUUGAGAGUACGCAGCCUGGCGGGUUCACUCCGGAAAGACAGGCCAGCGCGAUGGUGCAGGCGAAGCAGUUGUUCGAGGAUGCCGGGGUAGACUUUACGCGGUUCUGGCAGGAAGUCGGCGGGAUGGAGGGCUUUGGGGAUGCGGAUGGGGAGAUCGUGGAUGUGGAUAAGUAUGCGGAUCAGUUGGACUGA
Messenger RNA from Aspergillus mulundensis, 1110 nucleotides. RefSeq lists its product as uncharacterized. NCBI's taxonomy places the organism in Eukaryota, Fungi, Ascomycota, Eurotiomycetes, Eurotiales, Aspergillaceae. The record is from RefSeq and is a predicted model, not a curated record. The transcript has a single exon. Bases 1 to 1110 code for a protein of 369 amino acids.